Molecule: messenger RNA, 4004 nt
Organism: Physeter macrocephalus (sperm whale)
Lineage: Eukaryota; Metazoa; Chordata; Mammalia; Artiodactyla; Physeteridae
Gene: ENAH
Product: ENAH actin regulator
Exons: 15
Coding region: 577-2187 (536 amino acids)
Biological process (GO): actin polymerization-dependent cell motility; actin polymerization or depolymerization; axon guidance
Molecular function (GO): profilin binding; SH3 domain binding
Source: RefSeq, a predicted model, not a curated record
CGGGCGCGCGGCCCCGGCGGGCACCCCUCCGAGGGCGGCCGAGGAAGCUCCCGGGGGAGGAGGAGGAGGAGGAGGAGGAGGAGGUGGGGGGCUGUGGCGGCCGCGGGACCCGCUCGGCGCCUCGGCCUCUCCGCCCCCUCCCCAGCUUUUCUUUCGCCCUCUUCUCUCCCACUCCGGGCCGGCGCCUCGGCUUUGUGCGAGGAGAUGGUGUAGCCCCGCGGCCGCCCGAAGGAGGAGCUGGACACUUGUCUCCCGGCCCCGAGCUGCGUCCCCGCCCCUGGAGGAGAGACCCCCCUCGGCUCGGCGCCUCCCGCCUUUCCCGGCUGCUGGGGUAGCCUCGGCGCGGCGGACACCAUGAGUGAAGAAAUUUGAAACAUAAGAUGUUAUCUUGCCUGAGUGGAGUCAGGGACUACUCAGUCACGGUGCUGUCCAUUGCUUGCUAGUGGCCACUCCAUAUCUCGGGGCAGAAGAGCCUAGCAGAAUUUGUUAUAUAGACCUUGAAGCAAGCCUGAUGAUAAAAGUAAUUUUGCCAGUAAAGAGAGUGAACAGAGUAUCUGUCAGGCAAGAGCUGCUGUGAUGGUUUACGAUGAUGCCAAUAAAAAGUGGGUGCCAGCUGGUGGUUCAACCGGGUUCAGCAGAGUUCAUAUAUAUCAUCAUACAGGCAACAACACAUUCAGAGUGGUGGGCAGGAAGAUUCAGGACCAUCAGGUCGUGAUAAAUUGUGCCAUUCCUAAAGGGUUGAAGUACAAUCAAGCUACACAGACCUUCCACCAAUGGCGGGAUGCUAGACAGGUGUAUGGUCUUAACUUUGGCAGCAAAGAAGAUGCCAAUGUCUUCGCAAGUGCCAUGAUGCAUGCCUUAGAAGUGUUGAAUUCACAGGAAACAGGGCCGACAUUGCCUAGACAAAAUUCACAGCUACCUGCCCAAGUUCAGAAUGGCCCAUCACAAGAAGAAUUGGAAAUUCAAAGAAGGCAACUACAAGAACAGCAACGACAAAAGGAGCUGGAGCGGGAAAGGCUGGAGAGAGAAAGAAUGGAAAGGGAGAGAUUGGAAAGGGAGAGGUUAGAAAGGGAAAGGCUGGAGAGGGAGCGACUAGAACAGGAGCAGCUGGAGAGAGAGAGACAAGAAAGGGAACGUCAGGAUCGUCUGGAGCGGGAGAGACAAGAGCGGGAGAGGCUGGAGAGACUGGACCGGGAAAGGCAAGAAAGAGAGCGGCAAGAGCAGCUAGAAAGGGAGCAGCUGGAAUGGGAGCGAGAGCGAAGAAUGUCAAAUGCCGCUGCCCCUGCCUCUGUGGAGACUCCUCUAACCUCUGUGCUGGGAGACUCCUCUGCUUCUGAGCCAGGCUUGCAGGCAGCCUCUCAGCCGGCCGAGACUCCAGCCCAGCAGGGCAUUGUCUUGGGACCACCUGCACCUCCACCCCCUCCUCCACUCCCACCAGGUCCUGCCCAGGCAUCAGCCGUACUUCCUCCUCCCCCAGGACCCCCUCCACCCCCUCCACUUCCGUCCUCAGGGCCCCCGCCUCCACCUCCUCCACCGCCUCUUCCUAAUCAAGUACCCCCUCCUCCCCCGCCACCUCCUGCUCCUCCCCUCCCUGCAUCUGGAUUUUUUUCGGGAUCCAUGUCUGAAGACAAUCGCCCUUUAACUGGACUUGCAGCUGCAAUUGCUGGAGCAAAACUUAGAAAAGUGUCACGGAUGGAGGAUGCCUCUUUCCCAAGCGGAGGAAAUACCAUUGGUGUGAAUUCGGCCUCAUCUAAAACAGAUACGGGUCGUGGAAAUGGACCCCUCCCGUUAGGGGGCAGUGGUUUAAUGGAGGAAAUGAGUGCCCUGCUGGCCAGGAGGAGAAGAAUUGCUGAAAAGGGAUCAACAAUAGAAACAGAACAAAAAGAGGACAAAAAUGAAGAUUCAGAGCCUGUAAGUUCUAAGGCCUCUUCAACAAGUACCCCUGAACCAACAAGAAAACCUUGGGAAAGAGCAAGUACAAUGAAUGGCAGCAAGUCACCUGUUAUUUCCAGACCAAAAUCUGCACCCUCGUCACAGCCCAGUGCCAACGGAGUCCAGACGGAGGGACUGGAUUAUGACAGGCUGAAGCAGGACAUUUUAGAUGAAAUGAGAAAAGAAUUAGCUAAGCUAAAAGAAGAGCUCAUUGAUGCAAUCAGGCAGGAACUGAGCAAGUCAAAUACUGCAUAGAGAAUCAAACUAAGGAGAGAUAGGACUUUAAUCUGGAGAAAGGAAAAGAAAAAAAAACCUACAAAGAACAACUGUGUUAACAACAACAAAACCCUUACAUCUUGUGAGCUGUAAGAAGAAAAUGGAGACAAACAGUCGGAAGGAGGGAAAAACCAACAUACUUUGAAAGCCUUCAGACAUUACUACUCUGGCGAUAAGCUGUUUCCCUCACAGUUUUCUGCUUUUCUCUGACCUUUACAACGGGAUGGAGGAGAGUCGUAUAGGAGUUCCUGUAUCAGUUAUGCAGAAAAUACUGAAUCCGUCAGGCAAGAUCACCGUGCAUUGAAAUACUUUCAUGUCAAGAGAAAAUCGCACGUUUUCCACAAUCCAUUGCUAAAAUAAAGAGGAGAAAGGCUUGAGAAUUUUUUUUCAGAGAAUGGUGAUGAGGAAUUUAGCAAGUUAUGCUAUUGUAUUGUAAAUGUUUCUCUCAGGUUUGUCUUCCUAUCAUAUUUGAUAUUCCAUGAAUAAUUGAGUUCAGCCCUAUGUAGGUUAAGAUCAUAAAAUGUGGAACAAGUGGAAUUGUAUGUGCUUUCCAAGGGUGAUAUUUAUAAGAAAGUGUCCUAAAAAUGAUUUGUUCGCAGUGAGGAAUUUUAGAAUGAUAGGAAGUCUCUCGAGUUUAGCCUUCAUGCAAUUUUGUAGAUUCAAACAUAAAAUUUGUCCAGAAUUUAAAGAUUUAGAUGCCUUCCUAAAUUGUUACAAUGCUUUACCAAAUCUGUGACUCCUACAUAACACAAACCAGUGGUCAAAUGUAAAACAGUAUAUUGUAGAUUCACUGUAGGUUUUCAGCCUUUUUUAGAUUUAUGCACGUGGACAUUUUUAUAAUGUAAUUACAACCACCACAAAAUUAGCUUUUUAAAUGGCAGACAGUAAUGCAUGUCAGACUAAUAUGUAGUGGCCUUUUCAAGGCCUAGUCCCAGGGAAAACAUUUUGUAGCGUAUAGGGGAGCGGGAGGAAGGGAAGGAAUAAUUUUUUAUUUAAAGUGAAUUUCUGCACUAUCUUCGUUCUCAGUUAUCUGCAUGAAUAAUAAUGAGGAAUAUUUUGUGACUUUAAUUGGUAAAUAUGUUAACAGCACCAAGUACUUAAUCUUUUACAUCAUGUCUUCAGCUAUUUGUAUUUUAACUUGAGUAAGUUCAGUGGUCUGAAACAUGAUUCUGAGCUUCACAUGAAUUACAUCUUAGUGUGGAACUCAAAAGUUCCAUCCCUGAAUUUGACAGUUGUUAUUACCUGGGCGCCCUGCAGUUAUACAGGUAUUCAGGUACACAUUCCUGACUACAGAGCUGCUUUUGAACCUUGUUAUGUUGAAAUACUAGAAAAGUAACAAUGAUGGCAGCAGUUAAGGUCACAGAAAUCAUUAGAUAAAGGGAAAACAACGAGGGGGGGGUCCUGCAUAAUUUUCUUCUAAUAAAUAAAGUGAGACUUAGGUGGUGGGAAAAAGGAACUAGAUACUCUACGUAACACCGUGUGUGCGCGUGCGUGCGUGUUUGUGCAGGCUCUCACGUGUGUGUAUGUUAUCCACUCCCUUUUCUUUGAAACUUCUAAGAUUAAAAUAGGGGAGAAAUCCUGUAUGUUGCAAUGAUAGAAUUUUUUGAAAUUUUAGGAAAUCACAGUUCUCCAGGCUCUCCAUCUUGAUUUAUGCUUGAGUUAUUAUGUGCCAUAUUUGCUUUGAAACCUUUGAUUAUCAGUAGUUUUACUAAAAUUUUGAAGAAAUAAUCCACUUUCUUCUGCUUUCUAGAUUUUCUUAAUCUAAGUUCAUAAGACAGAGCCUGUUGAUAGCAUAG